UACAUAUUUGACGUGGGAGUGAUUUGAAUCGUAUGGAAUCUGUGUUUAAAAUAAAAAAACUGAUAUCAAACUGAAUCAUGAAUGGUUCAACAAUGGCGGGAAUGAGGAAAAGGCCAUUUCUUGGAAGUAUGUUCGAAAAAGAUCACUUUCAAAUUCUUAUAUUUUAUUGGUUUUGGUAUAUUAGUUUAAUUUAUUCAAAGGCUUCCUCUACUUUAACGCCAAUUUCCAUAAUUGUUUUGUUUUGUCAAAAGCCUUCUUAAUCCUCAAGUUGUUCCAAUUCCUGCUGAUUCUUUGGCCCAGGUCUUCCUUUGACUCUUUCCCUCUUUUAAUUCCCUUCUUUCCUUCAAAACCCAGUUCAAGUCUUCGCUGGUUUAUCAAUUAUACUCUUGAUCGUCUUAGUUCUUUGAUUCUGAAGGGUGGAAUUUUGAUCUUUAUAAGCAUUAGAAUCAUUCUCCUUGUCACGAAACGAUCAGCUGAAUUCAGCAUUUGCAUUUCCAGAAAUGUCACCUUUUAGGAAAUCCCCUAUAAAUGUUGGUAGGCACGGCUCAAGCCAACCUGCCAAUUCUGCUCGUUCCAGUCCAAACCCAGUUAAUUCAAAUGAUAAUUUAGACAAGAAGCAAAAGCAGUCCUCAAGAAUCACCUCUUCUCAUCAGGCAACUGCAGCACCAAAUCCCAAGUCAGCUCUUUUCGACGAUCAUCUUGAGAAAGGGACUGACUCAUCUUCAUAUUCUUCUUCUUCAAGUUCAUAUUCAUGGUCAUCAAGAAACAGAUACAAGAAUGAUUUCCGGGACUCAGGUGGGAUUGAGAAUCAAACAGUGGAGGAGUUGGAGAGUUAUGCUGUUUAUAAGGCUGAGGAGACAACUAACUCAGUCAACAACUGCCUGAAGAUUGCUGAGGAUAUCAGAGAAGAUGCAACCAAAACCUUAGUUGCCUUGCACCAACAGGGCGAGCAAAUCACUCGAACCCAUGUGGUCACUGCUGAUAUUGACAACGAUCUUAGUCGGGGUGAGAAACUUCUAGGAAGUUUAGGAGGAAUAUUCUCUAAGACUUGGAAGCCAAAGAAAGGUCGUCAGAUAACAGGCCCUGUUAUCUUUGAAGGGGAUCAUGCUGUUAUAAGCAAAGGCAACCAUUUGGAGCAAAGGGAGAAAUUGGGGUUAAGUCGAGCACCAAACCCACGGUCCUCACGUGCCCCACAUCCUGAGCCAACAAACUCACUUCAGAAAGUUGAGGUGGAAAAGGUGAAACAAGACGAUGCUCUAUCAGAUUUGAGCAACAUAUUGGGAGAACUUAAAGAAAUGGCUGUUGAUAUGGGAUCUGAACUAGACAAGCAAAAUAAAGCUCUGGAUCACUUGUUUGAUGAUGCUAACGAGGUCACAAUUCGUGUCGAUAAUGCUAACCAGCGUGCUCGCCACCUGCUUAGAAAGUAGAACGCUUUGCAAGGUCUCGUCUCAUUUUUACCAUCAACCAAUAUGAUGGUAAUAUGCUUGACUGGAAUGGCUUUCCUUUUGAUUUACAGUCUCUUCCUGUCUGUCUUACUUUCCUCCAAAAGCAAAAACAUUUACUUUUUUUCCCCUCAAAACAGUUGUGAAAUAGUUUGGUUCACUAUGUAGUUUGUAGACAAAUUACAUGUUUUUUCUUCUACGAUUCUCUUAUGGUUUUUAAUGGAUUCCAAAAUGGAAAAAAAUACAUUUGGAAUCCCAAUCUCUCUGUACUUUUACUUUGGUUCAUUUUGAUCAAAUAUGUUCAUUUUGGACUACUUUGAUACUCUUAUAAAGUGAUCAUCUUAAUCUCCUCUCA
Molecule: messenger RNA, 1797 nt
Organism: Cucumis sativus (cucumber)
Lineage: Eukaryota; Viridiplantae; Streptophyta; Magnoliopsida; Cucurbitales; Cucurbitaceae
Product: SNAP25 homologous protein SNAP33
Exons: 6
Coding region: 501-1427 (308 amino acids)
Cellular component (GO): SNARE complex; plasma membrane
Molecular function (GO): SNAP receptor activity
Source: RefSeq, a predicted model, not a curated record